Molecule: messenger RNA, 1384 nt
Organism: Quercus robur (English oak)
Lineage: Eukaryota; Viridiplantae; Streptophyta; Magnoliopsida; Fagales; Fagaceae
Product: choline-phosphate cytidylyltransferase 1-like
Exons: 8
Coding region: 197-1039 (280 amino acids)
Biological process (GO): CDP-choline pathway
Molecular function (GO): phosphatidylcholine binding; choline-phosphate cytidylyltransferase activity
Source: RefSeq, a predicted model, not a curated record
UAGUAGUCGUCAAAUAAUCAUAGACGAAAAAAUCUUGUGUUGGAUAUACUUUUUUUUUAUUUUUUUGCCUUAAACGCAAGCAAAGCAUAACCCAAAUUAACAAGCCAGUUCAAUUCUAACGCUAAAACAAUUACUCGCAUUACACAACCUUCUUCUUUCUUCUUCUAGAGAGAGAGAGAGAGAGAGAGAGAGAGGAAUGGAGGAGCGACCGGUUAGAGUAUAUGCGGAUGGAAUCUAUGAUCUCUUCCACUUCGGCCACGCCCGUGCUCUCGAGCAAGCCAAGAAACUGUUUCCAAAUACUUAUCUGCUUGUUGGAUGCUGCAAUGAUGAACUCACCCACAAGUAUAAGGGCAAAACUGUUAUGAAUGAGAAGGAACGAUAUGAGUCUCUCCGCCACUGCAGAUGGGUUGAUGAGGUUAUCCCUGAUGCACCAUGGGUGCUUACACAGGAGUUCAUUGACAAACAUCAGAUCGACUAUGUUGCACACGAUUCUCUUCCUUAUGCUGAUGCGAGUGGAGCUGGAAAUGAUGUCUAUGAAUUUGUUAAGUCCAUUGGGAAAUUUAAGGAAACAAAACGGACUGAUGGGAUAUCUACAUCUGAUAUUAUAAUGAGGAUUCUCAAAGAUUACAAUCAGUAUGUGAUGCGUAAUUUGGCCCGUGGAUAUACAAGAAAGGACCUAGGUGUUAGCUAUGUCAAGGAAAAGCGGCUUAGAGUGAACAUGGGUCUGAAGAAAUUGCAGGAGAGAGUGAAGAAACAACAAGAGAAAGUUGGAGAGAAGAUACAAACUGUAGCAAAAACUGCUAGAGUACAUCGUAAUGAAUGGGUGGAUAACGCAGAUCGAUGGGUUGCUGGAUUUCUUGAGAUGUUUGAAGAAGGUUGCCAUAAAAUGGGAACAGCUAUUAGAGACCGAAUACAAGAGCGGCUUAGGGUGCAGCAGUUAAAAGGACUUAUAUAUGAUGAGGAAGUUGACGAUGAGUACUAUGAAGACUCUGAAGAAGAAGAGGAAGAAGAAUACUAUGACUAUGAAGAGGAAAAAUGAGUUGCUCUUUUAUGGGGCGCUGAUUUUGUUCAUGGUGUCAAAAGCAUGGUAGUUUAUAUUAACCUCCACUCGGGUGAUCUUCCUGGCAGAUACGGGAUAGACUUAAUCUUGGAAACCAGUUAAAGGCUAGCCUGGAUCUUUCAUGUUCAGUAAUUAGUAUAUGCAUAUCUGGUUUGAGCAAAGAAGAUUAGUAUAUGCAUACCUGCUUUGAGCAAAGAAAAGCAGUUGCGUGUUGGAAAUAGCUCGUGAUAACAUAUGUAUGGUAAAAGGCAAAACUUGUGUGAAUGGUUUUGGAAGUGGUAUUGAUUUGUAUGUAAGGUAAAAAAUACUUAAAAACUUUUGAAA